Molecule: messenger RNA, 1475 nt
Organism: Nematolebias whitei (Rio pearlfish)
Lineage: Eukaryota; Metazoa; Chordata; Actinopteri; Cyprinodontiformes; Rivulidae
Gene: tram1
Product: translocation associated membrane protein 1
Exons: 11
Coding region: 136-1248 (370 amino acids)
Biological process (GO): SRP-dependent cotranslational protein targeting to membrane, translocation; protein insertion into ER membrane
Cellular component (GO): endoplasmic reticulum membrane
Source: RefSeq, a predicted model, not a curated record
CGCCAUUCAAUAGCUGCCUGGCCCCUGUGCGUGAAGGAAGCACGGCGAGUUGUGAGCCACCCAGGAGAGUCUCGCACCAUCUGCACGGAAAGAAAAGCGCGUCUGUAGAGAAGGAGUCCGACGAAGCGCGUCGACAUGGGCAUCCGAAAGAAGACGAACAAGAACCCGCCGGUGCUGAGCCAUGAGUUUGUCAUCCAGAACCAUGCAGAUAUUGUUUCCUGUGUUGCUAUGGUGUUCCUGCUCGGGCUGAUGUUUGAGGUCACCUCAAAGUUUGCAGUAAUAUUCAUUACUGUCCAGUACAAUGUGACGAUCUCAUCCAAUGAAGGCCCAGAGGAGACGGCGGUGAACCACUUCCACCACGGCAUCAAGGACUUGGCUACCGUUUUCUUUUACAUGCUGGUGGCCAUCAUCAUGCACGCCAUCAUCCAGGAGUAUGUGUUGGAUAAAAUCAACAGGAAGAAGCAUUUCUCCAAAACUAAACACAGCAAGUUUAAUGAGUCGGGCCAGCUGAGCGCCUUCUACUUGUUCUCCUUCGGUUGGGGCACAAGUAUCCUGCUUUCUGAACACUUCCUGUCCAAUCCUGUCUCUCUGUGGGAGGGUUAUCCUCACACCCUGAUGCCGUUCCAAAUGAAAUUCUUCUACAUUUGUCAACUGGGUUACUGGUUACAUGUUCUCCCUGAACUUUAUUUCCAAAAGACAAAGAAAGAGGAUAUUCCACGUCAGCUUGUGUACGUCUUCUUGUACCUGGCCCACAUCGCUGGCGCCUACAUUCUCAACCUGAACCGUCUGGGCUUGGUCCUGCUGGUGUUGCACUAUUUCGUUGAGCUCCUGUUCCACGUUUCUCGCCUGGUCUACUUCAGCAACGAGAGCAAACAAAUGGGCUUCAGCAUCUGGGCUGUCUUGUUUGUUCUUGGACGGCUGCUCACCCUGUCCCUGUCUGUCCUCACCGUGGGCUUCGGCCUCUCCACUGCUGAGAAACAAGGCUUUGAUCUGGCCUCAGGGAACUUCAACAUUUUCUUCGUUCGAGUAACCGUCCUGGCAGCCAUUUGCUUCACGCAGGCCUUCAUGAUGUGGAAGUUUAUCAACUUUCAGCUGCGCCGAUGGAGAGAGCAUUCCGAUGCCCAGGCCUUGAAAAAGAAACAAGCUCCUUCUAAGAGCAAAUCAAAGAAAGACAAAGCCAAUGGAGUAAAUGGAGUGAACUCCCAUGGUGCUGAUUCACCAAGAUUGAGAAAAGAGAAGUCCUCAUAAGAAAAACAAAGAAAAUACAUUCCCCUGAGCCCUUUGCCCCCCUUUCACACCCCCACACACCUAUCUCAAAGAACCAUCUCGCCUGGGGUCUUCAUGGUCGUGUCCAGCCAGCGGAUUCCUCAGCUCCUUGACCCCGAUGUGCGUUUUUCCAACUCCCACACAAGACAGCCCUCCCAGCUGGAAUUCCCAGGGCCGUUUAGCUUUCGCUUGUUGUUCCAAGUCUUUGC